CAAAGACUGAUCUCUUGACCUACAGAUACGCCGUACACCAAGCCUCGACACUCUCACUGCCUAUCCCUUCGACGCUCACAACUCUCGCCCUUGCACUCCCACCAUUCGCAGGCUUGUGCAUGGAAACCAGUACCGCACUCGCAUCAUCACUGGCCCAGCACCCGAAGCUUCGACACCGCCAUGCACGCAACUUCCCGGCUGUUCUCCUACCCUCGACCCUGACCGUCCUUGGCUUGCUGGUCUACAUCACUGUUGUCGCUACACUCAGUGGCACCCAUAUCUCGCCUGUUGGCGGUCUUGGUUGUGCAUUAAGAGAAAAAUGGCAGACCAUGUUCCAUGACAAGAACGCUAGCAAGAUCAAGAGGAUCCAGGAGGCUUUCGACUGCUGUGGUUUUAGGAGUGUACGAGACAUGCCCUUCCCAUUCCCUGGCCAUGGAGUCACUGUCGAUACAUGCUCGCAGCGUUUUGAUCGUCAGACCGGCUGCGAGGGAGCUUGGAGAGACAAGGAGAGAACAGUGGCCGGUCUCAUGAUCGGCGUAGCACUGGGUGUCUUCGUCUGGGUUGUCAUCAUCGUGACUCCGACAUUGCACCCGACGUGGGCGCAUGAGAGUAUGCGUUUGCCUAGUCGAAUCAUCGAAGAAGAGUCCGAUCCAGCAAACAGGGUCAUCGAAUAUCCAUCUCAGCGCUACACUGAUGAUCCUGAAGGAGGCGAUGGAGACGCUCGCCGUGAGAUUGCCGGUCUGAACAACGACUCUAGGCUUGCCUUGCAGGUAGAGUCAUCGAGAGACUCUCCCAGUAAGCUUCUGGCAGACCAAGGGGUGUGGAGAGGAGAUGAGGACUGAAGUUGAUGAUCAAAGUUGGUGGUUGAUUUUAGCAUAAGGGACUGAAGAGACAAUCAAGUAGCUCCAGGUUUUACUUGAUAGUCAACAUUCCGACAACUGAUGGCGAAACGUAGAACAAAGAGACAUCAAUGGAAGGAGUGUGACUUGGAAGCAUGAUGUUACUCUCAUAUUCUUGAUCAUCUUGAGAUACUAUCAUGGUGAUGAACUGGUGUGGUCAAGUAUGGUCAAUAUUCGAGACCAGGGUUGCAUCA
Molecule: messenger RNA, 1093 nt
Organism: Aureobasidium subglaciale EXF-2481
Lineage: Eukaryota; Fungi; Ascomycota; Dothideomycetes; Dothideales; Saccotheciaceae
Exons: 2
Coding region: 120-842 (240 amino acids)
Cellular component (GO): membrane
Source: RefSeq, a predicted model, not a curated record